Messenger RNA from Oreochromis aureus, 3015 nucleotides. RefSeq names its product retinoschisin 1a (gene rs1a). Bases 159 to 851 code for a protein of 230 amino acids. The transcript is spliced from 7 exons. The record is from RefSeq and is a predicted model, not a curated record. NCBI's taxonomy places the organism in Eukaryota, Metazoa, Chordata, Actinopteri, Cichliformes, Cichlidae.
GCUCUACAUGCAACAGGAGCUACUGGUGCAGGAGGAGAGCUCACAGAAGAGGCGGAGGCAUCAGGUGGAGUGAAACCUCAACCCGGGAGGGGCCGGUGUUUCACGACUUGAAUGCUCAGUCUAUGGUCAGUCUGGUCUGGUUUGGAGCGGGUUAGAAGAUGGCUCUCAUCAUACAACAUUUCCUGCUGGGCCUCCUUCUCCUGGGAACAAACGUGUUCAUCAGCAUUUAUGCUCAGGAGAACCCCGGGGCGUGGACUAACAAGUCCUGCAAAUGUGAUUGUGAUGGAGGCGAAUCGCAGACGGAGGUUUAUUCCAUUGGGUCUGGCUCAUCUUUGGUGCGAGGAGUGGACUGCAUGCCGGAGUGUCCCUACCACAGACCUCUUGGCUUUGAGGCUGGAUCAGUGAGUCAAGAGCAGAUCACCUGCUCCAACCAGGACCAGUACACUGGCUGGUUCUCCUCAUGGGUACCGAGUAAGGCGCGACUCAACAGCCAGGGCUUUGGCUGCGCCUGGCUGUCUAAGUUCCAGGACAGCAGUCAGUGGCUGCAGAUUGACUUAAGGGAGGUGACGGUGGUGUCAGGGAUUCUCACUCAGGGCCGCUGUGAUGCCGAUGAGUGGAUUACCAAGUACAGUGUUCAGUACAGAACAGAUGAGAAGCUCAACUGGAUCUAUUACAAAGACCAGACUGGAAACAACAGGGUGUUUUAUGGGAACUCUGAUCGGUCCUCGUCUGUGCAGAACCUUCUGCGGCCGCCCAUCGUUGCUCGCUACAUUCGCAUCCUCCCUCUGGGAUGGCACACACGCAUCGCUCUACGCCUGGAGCUCCUGCUCUGCAUGAACAAAUGCAUGUAAACCCCCCACUUCCCCCAACCCCCACCCCCUUCUAAAAAUACAAACAAAACAGCUAAAACACACUUACAUAAAUGCAUUAAACCAGGUUUGUUUGAUAUGUACAAUGAGCUCUCAUUCACUCCACUCUGCAUUGUCUGUAUUAAACCAGUCUCACUAUGGGGACUUCAAUUUGGGGAGUUCUCAAUAGAUUGCUCCAUUUGCAAUGAAAAGGCAUAAACUGAAAGCAGUAAUUAGGCGUGGAGAGGGAGAGGUAGCGUUGCUAUGGUGGUUGAAUCUGCGCUCAUGUUAGAAAUCCAAAUCGUUCUGUGAUAGGUCAAUAAAAUUCUGUCUGCUUCUCCUGAUAAUCUGAGCGUAGCUGGGAAUUUACACAAUAAGUCUCCCCUCCUUAUUUACCUUAAUGAAUCAGUGUAGUAGUAGUCUGCAUUUUUCAUAUUUUCAGCAAAUCCCAUGAAAAGACCGAAAACAACAACAAGGUCUUCCUUAAUCCAAUUACUGUUUUCAUUUCCAACAUUUUUAAAAAUUUAUAUUUUUUUAUUUAAUUUUAAAUGUUUGUUUUGUUUUUUUACAUUUCUAAUUAAUUAUUUGUCCAAACAUAAUAUAUAGUAAACAGUCAUAUAUACAUCAUUUAUCAUCUGGUGGGUCAAAUUAGAACAAAUGCAUAUUAUUCUGCAGUUUAAACACCAGCUGUGCACAGCUGUUAGAUAAUCGGAUAAGUGUAACAGACUGCUGUCUUUGGUCUUUUCAAUGCAUUUGAUUUGUUAGUAUGGAUUUUUCUGGGGGUCUUAUUGCCUCAUUUGACGUACUGUUUUCUUGUUUGAUUUUUUUUGUUGUCGUUUGGUGCUGUGGUUAAAAAUUCCUGAUUGCUUUCUUUAAUAUUAUAUUUGAAUUUCCCAUUACACUUAGGGAAUACAUUGCAGAGCUGAAUUGCUCUGAAGAUGUUCUCUUUAUUGUGUUUUUAAACCAUGUCCUUGAAUAAACAAAUAUGUGUCUGUUUUUAUGUUGCGUCUGUGCUCCAAAACAAACUCUGAGACAUUCAAAAAUGUACAGUUGGCAUUUAUUAUGAGACCCUAUCAUUUUUAAAGUAGAACGGUCAGUAUAGAUACUCUGUUAUUUUUUAUUUACACCCUGUCAGAAGUGGGAAACAGCUUAAUGACAAAAAAAGAGAAUUGAUGUUAUAGGAAACACAUUCAUAUUUUUGAACAAAAAGUCUUCUUCUCAUCUCAGUUUUCAGCGUGUGCGACCUGCUGAGGGUUGAAGCCUUCAUUUCCAUCUGAUGCGUUGAGUCGAUAAACUAACGUAAGGCUUCGGGUCACUAGCAAGGCAAACUUCAUCAUCACUUUGUCCCAUUAGUGAUAUAAACAAACCCAUGUCAGCAGUCAUUUACAAUCAUUAGCAAUGAGGAUUUUGUACACACGCGCACAACAUGGGGCAGUUUUACCUUUUGUGGGAUAAACUUAAGAAAAAUGUAAAAAAUGUAUUGCAGAAUGAUGUGAUGUCACAUACCAACAGUUGCCAACAGUUGCUGUAAUCACAGUUUCCUGCAGGAAAUCCUUCUUUGUGCUAUAUUUGGCUCAAAUCCAUCUAGCUGCCGAUUUGGCUAAUACAAUCUGCAUCACUCCGAGUCUUUUUAUGAGUGUUAUUGCUUUCAGUCAACCAUCAAGUUACUGUGAUUGAUUCUUAGUUUCACCAAAUGAGGAUCCGAACUUUUCAUGGCCCAUUCUUCUUUUCUUUGUUCCUUUUGUCUGUGAUGGCAUUUGGAAUACAGUUUUUUUGCUUUACGCUUUCAAAUCACAAAGGUAUGAAAGGGAAUUAAGGCCACUGAAGAAAAAAAAUUGAGGUCAUGACUUUUUUUCCCUUCAAAAUCCUGAGGAAAAAAAAAGUCUAACUUUAAGCUAAGAAUUUUCAGAAUGAGAGAGAUUUAUUUGAGAGUUAAUCACAAUUUUGAGAAAAAAUCAGUUUUGAAGAAAAGACAGACGUUUGAGAAAACUGAAGUCAGAUUUUUGAGGAAAAGGUCAGAAUUCUUAGAUUAAAGCAAGACUUUUGAGAACAGAAGUUUGAGAAAAAUGUCUGGAAAAAAAGAUCAGAAUUUUCAGAUUGAAGUCAGAAUUUUGAGAAAAAGCCUGAAUUGCUAAAAUCAGAAUUUUGAGAAAAACAAAAAAAGUCA